AUGGUUUGCGGCUGGUACGGUGUAGGCAAGCACACACCCAACAUCUCCAACGAAGACCUCACUCCUAUGUUGAAGGCAAAUCUCGCGACACGCCUACUCUACGUUGUAGCGAUAUGCCUCGUCAAAUUCAGCAUCCUCGUUUUCUACCAUCGACUAGACCCUCGACGACCCACGAGAUGGAUUGUGUACUUCUUAAUGGCAUGGGUAGCCGCCCUAUCCAUUGUAACUUUCUUUGUGCUGUUAUUCGUCUGCACGCCGCCGUCGCUGUUUUGGAAUCCCGAGGGUCAGGCUCUGCAUCCAGAGAAGUGCCUCAAGCAGGACACGCAGCAAGUGUUCUUCAACAUCAACGGCAUUAUGAAGUAA
Messenger RNA from Alternaria hordeiaustralica, 363 nucleotides. RefSeq lists its product as uncharacterized. The coding region runs from base 1 to 363 and encodes 120 amino acids. The transcript has 3 exons. Lineage: Eukaryota; Fungi; Ascomycota; Dothideomycetes; Pleosporales; Pleosporaceae. The record is from RefSeq and is a predicted model, not a curated record.